This is a messenger RNA of Neurospora hispaniola, 647 nucleotides long. RefSeq lists its product as uncharacterized. Lineage: Eukaryota; Fungi; Ascomycota; Sordariomycetes; Sordariales; Sordariaceae. The transcript has a single exon. The record is from RefSeq and is a predicted model, not a curated record. The coding region runs from base 268 to 612 and encodes 114 amino acids.
UUGGAGGAUGUGGAUGACAGUGCCGCCAAUGAUGGGAUAAUUGCGGCCGACCCAUCAGCGGAUUCGGAACCUAUAGACUUGUCCAAGUUGGUCUACAGGAGUACCCGAUUGAUGAGGUAGAGUGCGACGAGCAGUAGUAGCGCGAGUGAGGGAGACUGGAAUGAAGAAAAAUGAACAGGUCUGUUGGAUAGGAAUUGGUGUUUGUUUUGUGUGUUUGGGUAGGUGAGCGAGCGAGCGAUUGAGCACUUGAAUGGGUAGGUGAACGAAAUGGCUAGGAAAGGUUAUUUAAUGUUUUGGGUUGGGACGAGGUCUCCCGCUGCUCUGCUUUUUCUGGUAAAACAAAACCAUCCAUCUAUGAUCUCUGUCUAUAUAUCCUCAAAAGAAAUCUCGGCCUUCUUCUCUCUCGCACUUUUUCCAGUUAUAUCAUGUCCUGUCAUGUCGUGUCAGGUAUGGCGUUGGGGUUCGUCUCUUCUUUUUUGGGUGCUUAUACCACUGACGAAUAAUGAAUAUUAUGACACAAAGACAAGACAAAAUUAUCAUGAAUUACGAACCAUCAUCGGACUGAUCUUCUUUUCUACACACGUUUGGCCAAACUUGACGCGGGUCGUAUAGACUGUAAUAUUAAAGAACGCUAAUACUUUUACGGG